Messenger RNA from Rotaria sp. Silwood2, 1233 nucleotides. NCBI's taxonomy places the organism in Eukaryota, Metazoa, Rotifera, Eurotatoria, Philodinida, Philodinidae. The record is from the annotation of a GenBank genome assembly.
AUGACAAUAAUUCAUUUAUUUCUCCUUCUUGUGGCUUUAUCAUUAUCAACAGCUACAAAUUUUGAACAAUUUGGUCUUAAACUUUAUUCAACUGUUAAUCAAAAUAAGAAGAAUGAAAAUAUAUUUCUUUCACCAGCAAGUAUUUCUCUUGCAAUGUCAAUGUGUGCAGUUGGUGCUCAACAAGAAACAUUAAAUCAAAUGUUAAAAGCAUUUGAAGUGUCAUCGGAAAACGAAUUAAUAAAGACAGCUGAACAAAUUAUGGAUAUCUUUUCUAUUGCUAAUCAAGAUAAACAAGUUCAACUUAAAUUAGCUAAUCGUCUUUAUGCACAAAAAGCAUAUCAACUUCAAGAAGAAUAUUUAAAAAUUGUUCAAAAUUCCUUUAAAGCAGACAUUAAACUUGAAGAUUUUGAAAAUGAAAGUACUCAAGCUGUUCAAAGAAUUAAUACAUGGGUUGAACAACAAACAAAUAAUUUAAUUCGAAAUUUGCUUUCAACAAGAGAUGUAACACCUGAUACAAGAUUAAUAGUUAUUAAUAGUAUUUAUUUUAAAGGUACAUGGAUAAAAGAAUUUAACAAAAAUUUCACAAAACAAAAUGCUAAUUUUUAUGAAACGAAUGGUAAAAUUUCUACAGUAGCAUUAAUGUAUCAAAAAGGAACAUUUGCUUAUGCUGAGAAUAACGAUUUACAUGUACAAAUUGUUCAUGUACCAUAUAAAAGUGAAAAUAAAGAUGUUGAAUUUGUUUUUACGGUUAUUUUACCUAAUCGAGGAGUUCAAUUAGAUGUUGUAGAAAAAAAGUUAGCAUCACAACCUGACUUAAUGCAAAAAUUAUUUAGUCGUGAAAAUACAAGAACAGAAGAACUUAUUUUAUAUUUACCGAAAUUUAAAAUGGAAACUACAUUUGAAUUAAGUGAUGUUCUUCAACAACUUGGAAUGAAAGAUGCAUUUAAUGAUCAUAAAGCAAAUUUUACGGGUAUUGUUAGUGCAAAAAAUAAUCAAAACCGUUUAUACAUUAGCAAGAUUAUUCACAAAGCGCUUAUUGAUGUAAACGAACAAGGAUCAGAAGCAGCAGCAGCUACAGCCGUUAUUAUCAUGUCUUUUACUACAUCAUUCCAUCAGCAACCACAUCCCAUUGAAUUUAAAGCUGAUCGUCCAUUUUUAUUCUUCAUUCGUGAAAGUCGACAAAAUACUGUCUUAUUUUGUGGCAGAUUUAUUUCACCACCAACAAACUCAUAA